AUGUCACAACCACCCACCGCGAAGUCCACGCAUAUCCAUACAAUAUGGGGCCGAAGGCCCAUGAGCACAAUCAAAAACCGGAUCGCUCUGUUCGUCCCCAUGGCAGAAUUUCAGCUUCAAGAGUUCAUCGAGAAGCACAAGCUCCGCCAUAUAGGUGUUUGGGAUGAUGGAUUACGAUUGACGAUACCAUUGGACAACAAGACGCCGCAAAAAGCGCUUGCAGAUCUGACUGCUCUGAUGGAAAUUGGGAGACUCGACAAGUACUACGAAUUUGUCGCCAAGGCCACGGAGAACCCAGAAAAGAAACUCAACCAAUUCAUCGUGAAGCAUAAGAUCUGCUGGAACAGCAAGUGGGAUAAUAAGCUUCGACUGACAAUAGAACUGCCCAGCAACAAGAGCCCAGAGGAGACAGUCGGAGACUUUUGUGCUCUGAUGCAAGAUGAAGGAUUGGAUAAGUACUGGGAGUAUGUCACGCAGGCUCAUACCGACGAUCCGAACAAGGUCGACCCAAGGGUGUACAAGAAUGAUCAAGAUUUGGAAAGGGAAGCACUCGCAAAUAAUUCGUGA
This is a messenger RNA of Fusarium verticillioides 7600, 567 nucleotides long. RefSeq lists its product as hypothetical. The record is from RefSeq and is a predicted model, not a curated record. Lineage: Eukaryota; Fungi; Ascomycota; Sordariomycetes; Hypocreales; Nectriaceae. The transcript has 2 exons. The coding region runs from base 1 to 567 and encodes 188 amino acids.